GGAAGCAACACGAUUGGCAUUAGUUUCUGGAGACCAAGCCACUUACGCCAGAAGUAUACGAAUUAUGGGGGACAUUUAUAGAAAAAAGUCUGAUAUUAAUAAAGCCUUUCGUCAAUACGAAACAGCAAUGGGCUCUGCAGCUGCUAUGGGAGAUCGGGUGAUACAAAUGGAAUCAAUGGAUGGCGCAGCGAGGUGUUUGGAAGCAUUAAGGCUUCAGCACAAGAUAUGCAACUGUAGACCCUUAGAAUUUAAUACUAGGUUACUUGAAGUAGCUAGUUCAGUUGGUGCUAAGCUUCUAGUGAGAAAAGUACGGAUUCGACUGUCCCGGAUCUACCACGCUUUGGGAGACGAAGACCAAAAGCUACACCACGAAAGACUCGCUCUCCGGAUUCAAGAGGAUUUAGACUUGCAAUGUGGCGGAUGUGGAUCACCUUAUGGCCUUGAAAGUGACUCUCUCGAAGCCCUGCCUUGUGCUCAUAUCCUUCAUGCAAGAUGUGCCUAUGAAUUAUUUAAAAGAAACAAAAAGAAGAAACGGUCGUGUCCUGACUGCGACCGUACCAGUUCUAGACUGUACCUAAACUGUAACGAUUACAACAAUAUGACGUACAGUCCAAUACCUCUGUCGGUGUGUUCAUCCGACAGUCACUGUACAUCGCACCAAGCCAUUAGUUCGGUCUAA
This is a messenger RNA of Diabrotica balteata, 679 nucleotides long. Lineage: Eukaryota; Metazoa; Arthropoda; Insecta; Coleoptera; Chrysomelidae. The record is from the annotation of a GenBank genome assembly.